AUGGGGGACAAAGAUAUAGUUGCGACGACUAUCAAGCCGAAGGAGAGUACUACAACCAUACAAUGCCCUAUGCUCACUGCCACCAACUACACAGUGUGGAGCAUGAGGAUGAAGGUGGCGCUAAAGGUACAUAAAGUGUGGGAGACGAUAGAACCGGGGACACAUGAUGGAGACAAGAACGAUAUGGCUCGAGCAUUGUUGUUUCAGUCCAUACCAGAAGUCCUAAUUCUACAAGUAGGGGAUCUUGACACCUCAAAACUUGUGUGGGAAGAAAUAAAAGCAAGGCAUGUGGGAGCUGACAGAGUUCGUGAGGCUAGGUUACAAACACUCAUGGACGAGUUUAGUCGAUUGAAGAUGAAAGACACAGAGACCAUUGAUGAUUUCUCUGGUAAACUUGCAAAGAUGUCUUCAAAAUCUUCAGCUUUAGGAGAAGACAUAGAGGAAUCUAAACUCGUCAAGAAAUUUCUUCAUAGCCUUCCGAGGAAGAAGCUAAAAGCCUAUGAGGAGAGGAUCGUAGAUGAUGAUCAGCCUGAUGAUCAAGGAAAACUCAUGUAUGCCAAUGCUGACUCCCAAUCACAAACAGAAACCUACGGAAGAGGAAGGGGACGUGGUGGACGUUAUGGUAACAUAGGAAGAGGGCGUGGACGAUACAACAAUCAGCAAGACUGGAAGAAAGGUAGAGAUACUUCGCGUGUGGUAUGUUUCAGAUGCGAUAAAACUGGCCACUAUGCCUAUCUAUGUCCAGACCGGUUACUUAAGCUCCAAGAAACACAAGAGAAUGAAGCUGAGAGCACACACGAGGCUGAGGAGCUGAUGAUGAAUGAAGUCGUGUAUUUGAAAGAGGAGAAUGUGAUGCCAAGCAAGUUUGAAACGCACACUGAUAAAGACAAUGUCUGGUAUUUAGACAAUGGCGCAAGCAAUCACAUGUUAGGUAAUCGUGCUUACUUUGCAAAGAUUGAUGAGAGAAUCACAGGGAAAGUGAGAUUUGGAGAUGACUCGCGCAUAGACAUAAAACGAAAAGGUUCAAUUAUCUUCAUAAGCAAGGAUGGAAAGAAGAAAAUCUUGGUCGAUGUCUACUUUAUACCAGACUUGAAGAGCAAUAUUAUCAGCCUUGGACAAGCUACCACUACAAGAAAAAUGGCUUUUCUUAGCGGCCGAAAAAACGCUAUCUAA
Messenger RNA from Brassica napus (rape), 1173 nucleotides. RefSeq lists its product as uncharacterized. The coding region runs from base 1 to 1173 and encodes 390 amino acids. The record is from RefSeq and is a predicted model, not a curated record. NCBI's taxonomy places the organism in Eukaryota, Viridiplantae, Streptophyta, Magnoliopsida, Brassicales, Brassicaceae. Gene Ontology annotation, molecular function: zinc ion binding; nucleic acid binding. The transcript is spliced from 2 exons.